Molecule: messenger RNA, 1935 nt
Organism: Rasamsonia emersonii CBS 393.64
Lineage: Eukaryota; Fungi; Ascomycota; Eurotiomycetes; Eurotiales; Trichocomaceae
Exons: 2
Molecular function (GO): catalytic activity
Source: RefSeq, a predicted model, not a curated record
GUGAUUCACACGCGCGAAGGCCACCAGCCAGACCUGGCCGAUUUGCCAGCGGCGAAGCGACUCCGGCAGAUCAGCGCCCCGGAUGGUCAUCACACGAUGGGCAUUGGCGAUCGCGGUCCGAUGGGCCGGUUGCUGAUCCGCGGCGAAUACGGCCACGAUAUCAUUGACGAGUUGACGCCGCGGCCCGGCGAGCUGGUCAUCGACAAGCCCGGCAAGGGCAGCUUCUGGGGCACGGGGUUCCAUCGAGCCCUACUCGCGAGAGGCAUUACCCAUCUCCUGGUGACGGGGGUGACGACGGAAUGCUGCGUCACAACCACCCUGCGCGAGUGUAACGAUCGAGGCUACGAAUGCUGUCUUCUCACCGACUGCACCGCCGGCUUCGAUGCGCAGAUGGUCCAAACCGCGAUGGACACCAUCUGCGGGCAAGACGGCCUCUUUGGCUAUGUUGGCCAGAGUUCAGACUUGCUGUCGUUCAGCGAUCAAGCCAAUACUCCUCCGGCGACCCCUCCUACCACGGCAGAAUCGUAUUUGCCCUCGAUCCAAGAGUUACGCCAACGCUAUCAAUCCGGUCUGGAGGAUCCCGUACGAAUCGUCAACCUCGUCUUCGACCGGAUAGAAGAAUACCAGAAGACCGAUCCAGCAGUCUGGGUAUCGACCAGGCCUCGAGAAGACUGUGUUGCAGCAGCCCAAGCCCUGUCGGCCAAGUACGCUGGGCAGGCAUUGCCGCCGCUCUUUGGGAUCCCGUUCGGUGUAAAAGACAACAUCGACGUGCAAGGGAUCCGGACGACGGCAGCCUGUGAGAAAUACGCCUAUGUGGCCCAGUCGCACGCGUUUGCGGUGCAGCUGCUUCUCGAAGCCGGGGCGCUGUAUAUCGGAAAACUCAACAUGGACCAGCUCGCAACGGGCCUCUCGGGCUGUCGCUCCCCGUACGGCGCACCACGGUGUGUGUACAGCAAAGACCACAUCGCCGGCGGGUCGUCGUCUGGAUCGGCUGUCGCUGUCGCUGCAGGCUUGGUGUCGUUCGCCUUGGGUACUGACACCGCCGGCAGCGGCCGGAUUCCCGCUGCGUUCAACGGCGUCGUGGGCCUGAAACCGACCAAAGGAACGAUAUCAGCUCGCGGCGUGGUGCCCGCCUGCAAAAGCCUAGACACGAUCUCCAUCACGGCGCCCACGCUCUCCGACGCUCGAACGGUGUGGCUCAUUCUGGACCAGCACGACCCCCACGAUCCGUAUGCCAAGGUCCCUUCCUCCCUGCCGACAUGGCACAUCGACUUCCGCGGUCCACGGACGGGAGGCUUCAAGUUCGCCAUCCCGCCGCCGUCCGUGUUGGAGACCUGCUCGAAGCCGUAUCAAGAGCAGUUUGCGCGGUCCGUCCAACUGCUCCGCUCGUGCGGCGGGAGCCUGGUCAAAAUCGACUAUACGCCGGUGCAGGCUGCGGGCGAGCUGCUGUACAACGCGUCUCUGCUGUACGAGCGCAUCGCGUCGAUCGGCAGCGAGUUCCUGUUAGCAAACUUGGACGCCCUCCAUCCGACCACGCGGGCGCUGUUUCAAGCCGCUUUGUACAGGAAGAUCGAGCCCUGGACCGUCUUUCGUGACCAGGACCUCCAGAGACGGUACACGAGGCAAGUACAGCGGAUCUUCGACCCGCUGGCCGGGGGCAGCAUCGACGUCUUGCUGGUGCCGACGGCGCCGUGUCAUCCCACGAUGCAGGAGAUGGAGAGGGAUCCGUUGGGCCUGAAUUCCACGCUCGGGACGUUUACUCAUGCCGCCAAUGUCCUGGACCUGUGCGGCGUGAGUGUCAAUGCGGGGUGGAUUGAGGAGACUGGCUUACCGUUCGGAGUGACCUUUUUGGGCGGGAUGGGAUAUGAUGGCAAGAUCUUGGAUAUCGCUGCGGUGUUUGUGGAGAAAAUAAAAGGAAGGAAGACAGACAAGUAA